Molecule: messenger RNA, 3852 nt
Organism: Fusarium venenatum
Lineage: Eukaryota; Fungi; Ascomycota; Sordariomycetes; Hypocreales; Nectriaceae
Biological process (GO): positive regulation of macroautophagy; positive regulation of TORC1 signaling
Cellular component (GO): cytosol; vacuolar membrane; GATOR2 complex
Molecular function (GO): protein binding
Source: RefSeq, a predicted model, not a curated record
AUGUAUAACCGCGAAUCUAGGAUAAUGCGCAAGCUCCUGGGCAAAGCUUCAACCGAGACCCCCGCAGGCGAUACCACCAAUCUCUCUAUCACGAGCGCACCCGCCUCUACCAUUGCCACCUCGUUCCGACCGCCGAAAUCCCAAGACGCCGUAUACAAAGCAGGAGUCCCGAUACUAGCCCUCGAUGUAUCCCCCGAUCGAAGAGCCGCUGUCCUCGGUAGUGGUCACAUCCUCAAAACAGUGAUACUCGACGAUCCUACAAACUUCAACUUUAACUUUCGCGAAGGGGUGGAUCUGAGGGCUGUCAUAACUGCUCAACCUACUGGUAUUAAGGGAAACCAAGCCGCUGAUCAGCUUAGUAUACGUGAUGUCAAGUGGCAUGGUACCUCGACAAUAUUCACAGCUUGCGCAAACGGGAAGAUCUUCUCAUACGAUGUCGCUCGAGUCGGAACAGGUGCGGGGGAGCCAUUGGAAUAUAUACAAAUGCAGGAGGAUUCGCGGCAGGUCAACACACUGGAUGUCAAUCCGCAUCUCAAGAGUUGGUUGCUUUCAGGAAGUCAGGAUGGCAUGGCACGCGUCUUCGAUACCUCCUCGCCCAUUCAAGGCCGUGGUGGCAUCACGUUUCGUCAACGCUUCGCACCGCUGAAAUGCAUUGAUUCAGUUCGACAAGUCAAAUGGUCUCCCAAGGUUGGGCAUGAAAUGGCCUGCUGCACUGAGGGCGGAGUAGUGCUCAAGUGGGAUGUGCGGCAACCAGCCAGGCCACUGCUGAGGAUAAACGCGCAUGAAAAGGCUUGCGCAUCUAUCGCAUGGCACCCUGAUGGUAAUCAUCUUAUCAGUGCUGGUCGAGAUACAAAGCUUCAUGUCUGGGACCUUAGUAGUACAGCUGACAAACGGCAAAAGCCAAGGUGGUCUGUCACAACGCCUGCACCGAUCUGGACUAUCGCGUGGAGGCCAGGAUUAUGGUCAGCGACAGCGCAGAACAAACGAGUCGCACAAAUAGCAGUUUCAUAUGAUGACAGCAGCUCGCGCCGUUAUGGAACUUCAGCAGUACAUGUUUGGGAUCUAGCUCGACCAACCAUGCCGUAUAAAGAGAUCGAGCGAUUCGACAUGUCACCAGCAGCCCUAUUAUGGCAAGAUCAGGACAUGCUUUGGACCGUUGGACAAGACGGGCUAUUUACGCAAAGCGACGUCGCAUACGCGCCCAAAGUCAUCGAUCGCCAAUCCACUUCAUCUGUAGCAUUCUCACCCAAAGGUGAUGUGAUGAUGUUUCUUGACGAACGAUCUCACUCAAGUCAUCGACCUCGACCCACAAUCACACACCAUGCCGAAAUAGUACCGCGUGGGCCUUAUGGCUCAAGCCCAAACGCCCCGAUGUUGAGCAUUAGUCGUAGCGAUUCUGAGGAGGAUGUUGUGGGCAGCUUUCUCGGCCCGAGACGACGACUUAGUCGGAGGAAAGCAGGAAGAUCAAACUUCAGCACGACACCACCUUCUAGUUCCAGUCUUGCUGAUGAUAACAAGCCGUUCCUUGCGCUCGACCAAGCCAUCAAUGUUACAGGGCUCUUCAAGAGUCAGCAAACGAUGGCGUUCGGUCGUUUACCUGCUGUGACAACAACGCAGAUGUACCAGUACCUCUCAGGAUUGUACCUUGAGACGCUUCAGCAUGAGCUGCCAUUUCAAGAUGGGAAACCGCUAAACAAGAGAGUUGGAAUUAUAAUGGAACACUAUGCCCGUGCAGCCGAGAGCGUUUCCCUGUUUCGAUUGGCACAGACAUGGCGUAUCCUGGCUUACACGAUUGGAAUACUACUCGAUCGUCGUGCUCAAUACCAUCUUGACACACGCCUUGGACGCUUCCACAGGGUUAGAGUAGAAGAGAAAAAAGGAAGUGGAUUGUUAAAGCCCGUUGACUUUUACAAUGGCAGUCGAACACCCGGCGACGAGACGCCCCGACGGGCUCCCCCAAAGGCAGGCCUCGGUGGCCGAAAUCUUAGCACUCGAUCUCUCCUAGCGUUGGGCUUUGAGAGUACAUCCAACGUAGCGACUCCACUUGCGCGACCGGCUGAUGCCGCAGAUAACCAAGUUGGAAAAAAGCUGGCAGCUGUCUCGGAACCUGAUGAACUGAGUCUUGGGCCUGGCAUAAACGACAGGUUCGAAGACACCCCCCGACGGCAUCCGGACCCCGUCUCCGAUGUCAGCCCUGAACCCCAAAGCUCACAAGAAUCUAGCACUGAAGGAUACGACUUUUAUGGUGCUGAAGAAGUCUUACUCAAGGCUGUCGACGUUCCACCUAAGAAGAAAGAGCCUCUAUCGUUGGGGUCCGCGAGCCCCCAAGCCCCGAAAGUCACGCGUCAUGAUUCGGACGAAAGUUUUGCUCAGAUGUUUUCUACUUCUGAUGCGACCAAGCAACCGCCAUCAGCUUCUAAGAGCAGUGGUCAAUGGAAGUCUAGUCUUGCGAGACAUGCUUCAGAUAUGGAUAAGGAAUAUCCAAGUCAUAUACGGGGCGAAGAGGUUCAUCCUUCACAAGACACACCUACAUAUUCGCCUAAAACGCGCAGCAAGGAGCUAACGACUGAUUCCCCGGAUGGGGUCUUUCUAAUAUCGCAGACCACCAUGGGCACCGACGACUCAUAUCCUUCGCAGACCUCGGAGCCUAUAGAAUCUGAAGACAUCUCCCCCACAAAGCCUGAGCUUCAAUCACUUCCUGCCAAGGUGGAAUCCCCACAACCACAAGUGCUGGUUUCAGCAAGUCAUCCUGGCCGAUCUGCUAGCCCUCUCAAGGACCUAUUACCUGUUCACAAGGACGUUCGACCUCACAUCGUAGAAACAGACUUCUUCCCCUGGGAAGAUGAUCCUCUAUGGCCAUUCCCGACCGUCACUUCAGGCGACUCACCUAUAGUAUCGCCUCUCGAUCCUUACAACUCUGUCGUAGAAGCCUUACAUUACGAAUCUUGUACUUCCGCCCUCAAUGCGUCAGCAAUUAUCCUUCUACUCAAGCCUCUAGUGCCGGAAUAUGUCAUCGACUAUCAUCAGGCGAGCGGUGUGUUGCGACAGCACCAUUCACGUUUGAUGUCAAUGGGUCUCUUUAUCGAGGCGUCACUUUUACGCAACCUCUGUGUUCAAGGAUGGCCGGAAGGUCUUGAGCAAUGGGGCGAGAACUACACUGCCAUUUUUACGCCAGCACAGCAGAAUGGAAAGGUCAGUUUCUUCUGCUCUACGUGUAGAAAGCCCAGGGAGCUUGACCCGAAGAACGGACCAGAAGGGAUCUGGACAUGCGAGCGCUGUCGCUCUAUAAUGGCACCUUGUGCUGUUUGUGGUCACCGAGAUCCAACGCAAGCAGACUUCACUCCUAUUGAAGUUUCCACGGCAAUGGCAUCGUCGGGCUGUUUCCUUUCUGAGUGGUGGUACUGUCCCACUUGUGCUCACGGCGGCCACGCUUCUUGUCUCCAAGCAUGGCACGCAUCAAUCGAUGCACCCGACUCCAGCAAUUCAGCCACCUUCAGCGAUGGAUGCUGUCCUAUGGAUGGAUGCGGUCACGCCUGUCUACCAGGUCGCUACCGUAGCGAAACAACAACCGCUCGUGCUGAUGAAAUUGGUCGCGCGACGGUGGAAAAGACUCGUGUUAGGGAUGAUCGGGCACCUAGUAGCAGUCGCCGCUCAAGCCCUCGUCCAGGAACAGAUCGUUCUGUCAAGAGUGAUGGAAAUGAUAUACCCCAGAGUAGAGCAGUUGGUAUGGCGAGAGAUGCAUUGAACAACAAGACCAGUGGAGGAAUCUUGAGUUCGAGUCCUGGUAGAGUUGUCGCUACGGGGGAGAGGGAGAGAAGAAAGAGUGUGAAAUUUGCAGGUACAGAUCGUUAG